AGUUAAAAGAGCAUUAAAGUUGGACACUGUUAAAAGAGAUAAUGCAUAUGAUGGAACACCUUCGAAGGCCAAGAAGAAAAAUCUCAACUCUUACUCACCAACAACAGGAACACGUGAAAUGAGUCCAUUUUCCUCUCCUGUGAGUCAUACUGCACAAAAUCUCAGGAAUCACCCAUCAAAUGGGGAUGGAACCAAGGAGAGCGAUUUGGAAAGCAAGUCACCCAGAAGAGGGCAGCCUCCUUCAGAGCAGGCUAAGUUCAUGGAAUUGCAGUCCAAAGUGAAAAGUUCAGUGGCUAGAAUUCUGAAAAUAAGAGCAAAUCUGACCAACCUACAGGCUUUAGAGGGCAGUAGAGAGCUUGAAAAUAUUAUUGGUGUCUCCAACUCGUCUUGCUCCUUGAGUGCUGAAGUGCAGAAAACCCAAGUGCUAAUGAGUCAAGCAGAAGAACUGCAGCUGUUGAAAAGAAACCAUGGAAAACCUCCUGCCCAAG
Molecule: messenger RNA, 488 nt
Organism: Merops nubicus (carmine bee-eater)
Lineage: Eukaryota; Metazoa; Chordata; Aves; Coraciiformes; Meropidae
Gene: ITGB3BP
Product: integrin beta 3 binding protein (beta3-endonexin)
Exons: 6
Biological process (GO): regulation of DNA-templated transcription; CENP-A containing chromatin assembly
Cellular component (GO): nucleoplasm
Source: RefSeq, a predicted model, not a curated record